GAAGCUUCUCCUCGACCCAACUCUUUUCUUCUUUUCUCGCCACAUCUGCGCUCACCCCAUUGAUUUCCGCCUCAAACCGUUCUCUGUUUGGAUUCUUGGCCCUUUUUGCUUCUCUCACAAGACACUACAUUACAUCUCCAUCAUGUCCUUGUCCUGGACCAACGAACCUCCCAAGGGAAGGGUCCCGUAUGCGAUUCCUCAGCUGGAAGGCGAGCGCAUCACGAUUCCCGGCAGCAAAGGCGCCUUUCGCAUUCUAGCUUCCUCGCUACAGACCAAUGGCUUGAUGUCGGUCUUCCAGAGUGGCGCCGUCCUGUCCGAUGCUCCCGGCUUCCACUAUCACAACCAUGCACACGAUGUCUUCCUGGUAACCAAAGGUUUCCUGAAGUUGUGGAACGGCGACAAGUGCCGCAUCAUGGGGCCUGGGGAUUUCGCAUAUGUGCCUCCUACCGUGGUCCACAACCCUGAAAUGAUAGGCCCCCACACCGAGACCUACGGAGUCGUCACCCCGGGCGACUGGGUCGACUUCUUCCGAUACGUAUCCGAGCGCUACGAGGGCGUGUUGGUGCCGGAGAACGACGACCGCGACCUCAAAUCCAUCCUGAUCCCGAAGGUGAUGGCAGCGAAGGAACAAUUCGACGUGGUGUUCCAGCCGCACUACCAGCCGCCCGAGCUCGGCGAAUGGACUCAGGACGAGGAAGUGCUGCCGGAGGGUCCGCAGGGCUACUUCCUGCGCGCGAACACGGGGCCGAAGUGGAUGUUUGGGGGUGUCAUGUCCCGGCCGUUCGUGACCACCACCCAGAGCAGCGGUGUCUGCGCCAUCUCCAGCAUCGAAUCCUCCAAGGUCUACGGGGAUACCAUUCUGUCCAAGUACAUGACCUUCCAGUCCGUGGAUCACUGUCUCUGUGUGCAGGAGGGCACGUUGAUCGUCAGUCUGAAGGACCAGGCUGAUACGGAGUUCAGGGAAGGUGAGACAGCUGUGAUUCCCGCCGGACAGGCGUUCGCGUUGAAAUUCGCUAGUCGCUUCGUGCGGGUGUGGUCUUUUACGGAUGGUGAUGGCAUUGAGACGCUGAUUCACCGGGUCGGUCAGAAAUAUGAGGGCGCGGUUAUUCCUGAUCAGGUACCUGAGUGGGAUGCAGCCGAUGUCAAGUCAGUGGCGGCCGAAUUGAAGGUGGAUAUCGCUUUAUGGAUAAUGCAACCUCAGGCUGAGGCUCGCCCAUCUCCCGCACCGCAGGCUGCCGGGGAUGAUAUCCCCCUGCCUCGGGCCAAACGACCCCGCGCAGCCCAGGCCUGCGAUAGGUGUAGAUCCAAAAAGUACAAAUGCGACGAACAGUAUCCGUGUUCGCAUUGUAAGAAAAGUGACCUUACCUGCGUGUACCAGGGGAACUACCGACAAAGAGAGAGCAGCCGCUCCGCCAGGUAUGUCGCCGAUCUAGAGCGAAAGGUGGACGAACUCACAGCCAAGCUCCGCCUGGCCGAGUCGGAAACCACCCCGCAGCCACCUCCGAGAGUGCCUACGACUCUCGCAAGUCCCGGCCCUGCCCAACAUCCACCGGUGCCUCGAGCUGCCAUUGAUGCGACGCCCGUCUCAUUACCUCGCAAUGAGUCCACCCCUCGUGAUCGCGAAGAGCCAGCCCCCACCACGCUAUACGACCACCACGACGAAGCCGGCGACUCCGUUGAAGACGAAAUCAGCGAACUGAACCACCACACAAAUGGCAUCGAGUUCCACGGCAGCACCUCGUCGGCCGCUCUGCUCGGCCAUCUCCAGAAGGCGCGCGAACCGCUCUCGCGCCGACCUGAAGAACAGCGCCAACAUCCUCGCGGCGUUGACACGUCGAGUUACUCGAUUGUCUCGACCCUGCACAACUCAAGCUUCUCGCCCUCGUGCACGGCGGGUCCGGCACAGCCGGUGGUGAUGCAGGAGCAGAAUUAUUACUUCGAGCACGCGCACGCCUUCAUAAAUGGGUAUUUUGAGAACAUCCACUUCAUUCAUCCGCUGAUCGAUAAGGAGGAUUUUCUGCAGCGAGCGCACCAUCUGUGGUUCCAGCGGAACGUGCAGCCGGAGCCGAGCUUCGUGGCCCUCUAUUUGAGUAUCCUUUCUUUUGGUGCGUUGGUGAGGGUCUGGGAUGAGGAGCGCCUUGGGGGAUUGACGAGGUUUGAGUGGAGUCGAAAGCUGUUUGGGGAGGCGCAGAUGUAUUUGAAUUACCUCCAUUUUUCGAAUACUCUGGAUACUGUGCAAUGUUUGUAUCUCAUGGCCAAAAUCUGUCAAAACGAACUUAAUCCGAACAUGGCCUAUAUGUAUUUGGGGCUUGCAGUGCGUACGUGCCUGGCCGCUGGGUUUAAUCGCGAAGUGCGAAGCACGGAUGAUCACCGCGCUGGGUGGAUCUCGAAGACUUGGUGGGGUCUCUUCUCGUUAGAGAUUGAGAUGAGCUUUUCAGUUGGCCGGCCAGACACCCUAGGCAUGGACGAAUAUCAUAACCGAGCCCUGCCUGAGAGAGACAACUCCGAAUACGCCAUCAUACCUUGGAUGGUUGACUUUGCACAGAUCAUCCGCAGAGUUUCCGUGCAGAUCUAUCACUCACGGAUCACAUUGCAGGAGAAAUUACAUCUAGCCCUCCAGAUUGAAACCGAGCUCGACCGCUGGAUGGCGCGACUUCCAGACCGGAUUAAACCCGAUAUGUUGGAACGAGCAACCGGCGGUGCUUUGAGAGAUCCGAAGUGGGCGCGUCGACAGCGACUGGUUCUGGGAAUCCGCUACUUCAACGUCAAGAUGCUUCUUUUCCGCCCUUUCUUAAGCCACUUUACCCGCAAGCUUCGCCAUCCGCCCAUGGAACUCGAACAGACGAUAGCCAAGUGCCUCGACGCGGCUAUGAAGAGCAUCGAGGUGAUCUAUGAUAUAUACCGGAUUCAUGAAUUCUUUCGGUGCUGGUGGUAUAACACGACCUACGUGAUGUUCGCGACGUCCACUCUUCUCCUCCCCAUGUCCAAACUAGGGCCCUGCACGGAGACCGUCCCGCUGCAGCGAUCUGUCGAGAUGGGCGUCGAGAUCCUCGAGGCAAUGGACGAGUCCAUCGUCGCCCGCAAGUCCGUCGAGAUCAUCAAACACUACCUGCGCGAAUUCCGGUCGCUGCCGUCUUCCACCUCCUCGCUGUCGCAUCUGCAUCAGCAGCACCUGCAGCAGCACCAGUUGCAUCAGCAGAGUCUGGCUUCGUCCACGAGUAGCCAUGACGGGGGGAGUAACGGCGGUGGUGGUGGGGGCAGUGGAGAGUAUGCGGAUACCAGUCCGAGUGGCACAGGGUUCGAUAUUCCGGAAUGGGCCUACGGCUUUGGCUUUCCGGACUGUUCCUUCGAGGGCAUUGCGAGGUUGUUCGAUGAUUUGGGCGGAUUGCCGAUGCUGGAUAAUUGAG
Molecule: messenger RNA, 3407 nt
Organism: Aspergillus saccharolyticus JOP 1030-1
Lineage: Eukaryota; Fungi; Ascomycota; Eurotiomycetes; Eurotiales; Aspergillaceae
Exons: 12
Coding region: 143-3406 (1087 amino acids)
Biological process (GO): positive regulation of transcription from RNA polymerase II promoter by galactose; DNA-templated transcription
Cellular component (GO): nucleus
Molecular function (GO): zinc ion binding; RNA polymerase II cis-regulatory region sequence-specific DNA binding; DNA-binding transcription factor activity, RNA polymerase II-specific
Source: RefSeq, a predicted model, not a curated record